Messenger RNA from Erigeron canadensis, 2801 nucleotides. RefSeq names its product zinc finger CCCH domain-containing protein 30-like. Bases 309 to 2318 code for a protein of 669 amino acids. The transcript is spliced from 2 exons. The record is from RefSeq and is a predicted model, not a curated record. Gene Ontology annotation, molecular function: metal ion binding; protein binding. Lineage: Eukaryota; Viridiplantae; Streptophyta; Magnoliopsida; Asterales; Asteraceae.
AAGAGAAAAAACUUAAAAUAGAGAAGAAAAAAAAAGAGCACACACACAUAGGAAAUGGCGAACAGACAAGAAGAACAACACCACCAACAAGCUCUUCUCUUUCUCUUCUACUAAUCAACACAAUCACUUCAUAAAAUCACUCUUUCACUUCUUUAUAUUCUUAGAUCUAUAAAACCCACAAAAACCCUUUUCCAGAUGAUUAAAUAAAGCAAUAUUUCCGAUCAAAGUCAUGGGCUAGGUAAUACAAACACCAUUGAUUGUUGAGAGUUGCGUUUUUUUUGGUCGAAAAGUAGAAUAUUUAACACAAAAUGAGCCAGUUAACUGUUGAAACCGGAGAUUCUUUUGCUACGCUGCUUGAACUUGCUGCAAAUAAUGACAUUGAAGGGUUCACACAAGCUGUCGAGUCUGACCCAUUUGGUGUUGAUGAAGUUGGCUUAUGGUAUGGCCGUCAAAAGGGGUCUAAACAGAUGGUUCUUGAACAUAGGACUCCUUUAAUGGUGGCAGCUAUGUAUGGAAGCAUUGAUGUUUUGAAGCUGAUUCUUUCGCAAUCAAAAGCUGAUGUGAAUCAACUGUGUGGUGUUGAUAAGACCACUGCACUUCACUGUGCUGCCUCAGGUGGAUCUGUAAAUGCCGUUGAAAUUGUUAAAAUGUUAUUGGUUGCGGGCGCUGACCCAAAUUUGAUUGAUGCGAACGGGCUUCGACCUCUGGACGUGAUUGUGGUUUCUCCAAAGCUUCCGGAUAUGAAAAAGAACCUUGAAGAGCUUCUUGGAGCCGAUAGUGAAGUUCCUGUUUUGCCCUUGGCAGAAUCAGAACUGGAACUGGAUGUGCAGCCAGAGCUGGAAGUGCAACCUGAGCUGGAACUGGAACCGGAACAGGAACAGGAAGCAGAAUCUGAUUUUGUUUGUUCGCCGAGGACUAUGACAUUCAAUGAUAGCAAAAGGGAAUAUCCUAUUGACCCGUCAUUGCCAGACAUCAAGAAUAGCAUUUACUCGACUGAUGAGUUCAGAAUGUACUCGUUUAAGGUCCGUCCAUGUUCUCGGGCCUAUUCUCAUGAUUGGACUGAAUGCCCGUUUGUUCACCCAGGUGAAAAUGCACGUAGACGUGACCCAAGAAAGUACCAUUAUAGCUGUGUCCCUUGUCCUGAUUUCAGAAAAGGGACUUGUCGAAGAGGUGACAUGUGUGAAUAUGCUCAUGGGGUUUUCGAGUGUUGGCUACAUCCAGCUCAAUACCGGACCCGUCUAUGUAAAGACGGAACAGGCUGCAACCGACGGGUCUGUUUCUUUGCUCAUACACAUGACGAGCUUCGGCCAUUAUUCGUAUCUACGGGCUCGGCAGUACCAUCACCUAGGUCAACUUCAUCUGGUCCAACUGCAAUGGAUUUUGCUGCAGCAAUGAGCUUGAUGCCAGGCCCGGGAGGCCUUUCGUCUUUUACUCCACCAAUGUCUCCAAAUGCCAAUGGGAUGUCGAAUAUGAACUGGGCUCAACCGAAUGUCCCAUCAUUGCAUUUAUCAGGAAGUAAUCUUCAAUCGAGCCGUUUAAGAUCCUCUCUUAACGCUCGAGACAUGCCAUCCGCCCAAGAUCUAGAUAUUCAGCUUUUAAAUGAGUUAUCCAGGCAACAAAGGGCGAUUCUAACCCCAACAAAACUUGAUGACAUUUUUGCAGCCGAAAGCUCAUCUCCUAGGUUCUCUGAUCAAUCUGUUUUUUCACCAAGACAUAACUCGUCAGUUUUUAAUCAGUUUCAGCAACAGCAGAGUAUGUUAUCACCGAUUAAUACAAAUUUCUCACCAAAAAGCGGACCUUUUUCAGUUCAGUCUCCCGGCAGGAUGUCUCCCAGAAACGUGGACCGUGUUGACCCAAUUUCACCCAUGAGCUCUCGUGUUUCAAUGCUGGCCCGUGAGAACCAACAACAAUUUAGGAGUUUGAGUUCACGUGAGCUUGGGUCAAGAGUUGGUGGGAUUAUGGGCUCAGAUGUUGACCCAUGGUCAAAAUGGGGAUCGGGUAAUGAGAAAGCUGAUUGGGGUGUUGAUGCUGAUGAAUUUGGCAAGCUUCGUAGGUCUUCGUCGUUUGAAAACAGUGGGAAUAAUGGGGAGGAGCCUGAUCUGUCAUGGGUUCAAUCACUUGUGAAAGAAACACCCCAUGAGAAUAAAGAGAAGCUUGCAGCAGUUUUUGGUGGCUCAAACGGUGGUGCCGCAGGAUCUUCUAGUGAAGGCACUGCUGUUGAGAAUCCAAUCUGGCAGACUGAACAAAUCGAUCAGUCCACAUUGAGUGCGUGGAUCGAGCAAAUGCAGCUUGAUCAUCUUGUUGCACAACAGAACUAAAAAAAUCUUGGAAGGAGGUAAAUAACUAAGUUCCGGUUAUUCGCUUUGGGAUUUGAUUUUUGGGCAUUGAAGUUGGGCAGAAAAACAACAAACAACAGUUUUUCUUCCAAGAUUAUUUUUAAUUUAAUUAUCAUAAUACAAGCAGAAAAUUUAGAAACUGUAGAAGAACAAAAAAAAAAAAAAGUUGAAAGACCAUCUGGAAUAUGAUGCUUUAAAAUUGCAUAUCAUUCCAGUUUAGGAAAUUUUCUAUAUAUAAAAAAAAGCAGUAAUAUUAAUUUUUAAUGUUAUUUAUUGACAGUAAAAAUUUCCCCCUUUUUUUCCUUUUGUCUUGAGAGAUGUAAUGCAAGGUGUUUAUGUAAUCAUGUAAUAUUGCGGAUCUCAAGUGUUUUGAUCUUUUUAGAGAUUAAAAAGGUGAAGGUGAGGAUCAUGAUAACUGAUGUAGCAUAUGAUAAUUUGAAUCAAUAUAUAUUUUUCCUUUUUCAA